Molecule: messenger RNA, 474 nt
Organism: Camellia sinensis
Lineage: Eukaryota; Viridiplantae; Streptophyta; Magnoliopsida; Ericales; Theaceae
Source: RefSeq, a predicted model, not a curated record
AUGUCUACUAGCAUUACUGUUCUUGCUGUUGCCCCGUUUCUAAUGAAUUGCUUUCAUGGUUUAAGAAGUGAUCGUCAUCAUCAUCAUCAUCAUGAUCCUCACCACUGUGAUCAAUACUCUUCCUCUUGUGGAGGAGAUGGUGGUGGAAAUACUCUUAACAUCAGUUACCCAUUUCGAUUUCAAGGUGACCCAAAAAACUGCGGAAACAAGAAAUACGAGCUUACUUGUGAGAACAAUCUUCCAAUAUUUCAAUUCUCCUCCGGUGCUAAAUACUACGUGCUGGCAAUCAACUGCAACAACUAUACAAUCCGACUGGUGGAUGUUGGGAUACAGAAUGGAAACUGCUCCUCUCUCCCUCUUUAUCCGUUAUCCAAUGGUAACUUAUACUGUGUUCAUGAUGAACCUAUCCAUAUGACUUGUUAUGGGCGCUUGGCUAACUGUCAAGGUGCGCCCAUCCAAGGGUCAAUACCUUGA